This is a messenger RNA of Corticium candelabrum, 586 nucleotides long. Its product is annotated as proteasome maturation protein-like. Bases 51 to 467 code for a protein of 138 amino acids. Gene Ontology annotation, biological process: proteasome assembly. The record is from RefSeq and is a predicted model, not a curated record. Gene Ontology annotation, cellular component: nucleus; cytoplasm. NCBI's taxonomy places the organism in Eukaryota, Metazoa, Porifera, Homoscleromorpha, Homosclerophorida, Plakinidae. The transcript is spliced from 6 exons.
CUUAGCGCGCGUUCCCACCAUAUUGAGAAAGUUGGUCGAGUCGUCAGAUCAUGAGUAGUAACUUCCCUCCUGUUUUACCAAAGGAAGGUCACCCUAUGAGGGUUGAUGGGCCUACCCGGUCUACUGUGGAAACUCCAUGUGAGACUGCAAGGAGUCAUUCGAGAUGGAAGCAUCCACUGGAAGAUUCAGAGAGAAAUUAUGUGAGGAAUCUCGAGGAGCUUAAUCUACAAAUGUUGAGGAACUUGCAGGGAGUUCAUGCUCCAUUCAGGCUGGGAAUGGAGCGAGCUUUGGCGUCAAAAGUUGGGCGGUUGGCUCCCCUGCAGAGCUCCAAUGUCAUGCUAAACGUUGUCAUGGGCUUAGAUGAAGUACUAGGCUUUCAAGACGCCCUUGGUGGAUGUGAGUACCCUGAAGUGGCUGAAAAGUCCUGUAGUGAUCGGUUCCUGUUACAGGCAAGUGGAAAGACAUGACUUGUACUACCGGUAUUUGAUUUCUGCAUUCCUGCAUAGACAUUGUUAGCAUUGACGUUAGGGUUUAUCCAUCUGUAGUAGAGAUUGUGCAAAUUAAGAUUGUCAUUACCUUUUCAGAA